Messenger RNA from Lathyrus sativus (Indian pea), 1506 nucleotides. The record is from the annotation of a GenBank genome assembly. Lineage: Eukaryota; Viridiplantae; Streptophyta; Magnoliopsida; Fabales; Fabaceae.
AUGGCGGACCACGGGACCGCCACCGUGAAUGACGGCGAACCAGAACCACAACAUAAGGAAUUCCAGAACAACAACAACGACGACGACAAGAAGAAAGAUAAGAAUUCAGAUCCCGAGCAUUUCUGCUGUCUACUUCAGCCUCUCACCCCCGACGCUGAUCCUGAGUAUAUCGGCAUUCGCCGCCUCCUCCUUCAUCGGAAGGCCGAGGCUGGUGCUCUCCGCCGUAGGGAUUGGAGAUGCAAUGGGAAAACGUACGUUGCAUACCGGAAUUACAUAAGCAGGCCUAGGAACUGGGAAAGUUUACGCCCCCCGAGCCUUCAAACUACUCCAGGAAACAGUGGCCGAUGGAUUCCAUCUGCAAGUCCACCCUCCCGUUGGUCUGAGGUGGACAGCUGGAGUUCUGGGAGGGAUGUCCAAGUUGCAAACUCAUUAUCCAAUCAUAGAGCAAGUUUUGGCUCUGGCUCAAAUGCAAGUGAUUCUGAUCGUCCACGGCACCGCGGGGUUGAACCUGCCUAUUCCUUUGUAGGAAUGCAUUGCAUCUUUGACCAGUGCAAAGCCUCUGUUACGGUGUUAAAGUUUGGGCACAUGAGUUCUGACCUACUUGCAUACGGGGCAUCAGAUGGAACCAUGACUGUGUGCAGUGUUUCGGAGAAACCUUCAAUCCUCAAACAAUUAAGUGGCCAUUCCAAAGAUGUCACAGAUUUCGAUUUUACAUCAAACAAUCAGUACAUUGCUUCCACUUCGUUGGAUAAAACUGUGAGAGUAUGGGAGAUAGGUAAAGGCACUUGCAUACGGGUGAUAUAUGGAGUUUCUUCACAACUGUGCAUCCGUUUCCACCCCGUAAAUAACAACUUCCUUUCCGUUGGUAAUGCAAACAAAGAAAUCAAUGUGUUCAAUUUUAGCACUGGAAGGAUAAUCAACAAGGCCGUAUUUGAUGCUGAAGUUACCGCCAUGGACCAUGAUCAUACUGGUCAUCUCAUAUUUUGUGGAGAUGCGCAGGGAUGUAUAUACUCUGUAAAUAUGAACUCCCACACAGGUAUAUUAUCCCGCUCUCAUCGUCAUCGAAGUAGCGGCAAACACAAAUCUCCGGUCACAACAGUGCAAUAUAGGAGUUUCUCUCUGCUGGCUCGAGGACCUGUGUUGUUGACUUGUACUCAGGAUGGAAGUCUGUCUUUCUUCAGUGUGGCUUUAGAGAUAAAAGGUUAUUUAACGCUUCGUUGCUCGCUCAAGUUAACUCCUCGGAUACACAAAAUUCAAGCUUCUUUCUGCCCCCUUCUUUCUCUUGAAAAAGGAGAAUUCAUUGUUGCUGGAAGUGAGGACUCAAACGUCUACUUUUACGAUCUUACAAAGCCAAAACAUACAUGUGUAAACAAGUUACAGGGUCAUCGGUUUCCUGUGAUGGGGAUUGCUUGGAACCAGGGAGAAAACUUUUUGGCUUCAUCUGAUUUUUACGGAGUAGUAAUUGUUUGGAAGAGAGAAAGAACAAAUCAGAACAAGAAUACAUAG